AUGAGAACGGGACAAAAGAUUGGAUAUUCAUUCCUUGCUCUUCUACUCGUCGCGAUGAUUGUGACUGGCGUUGAACUGGUCAUCCGAUUUUCCACCAAGAAAAGUCUUUUUCACAAACCUGCUUUUGAAGAGUAUGGCAGGGUUGUCAUCCACAAAAAUGGAACUGAUUUGGAUAAUAAAACCAUGAAUGUAACAACGUUUUAUGGAAACUCAGUAAAAAACGGUACUAUGGCCUAUUUGCCAUUGACAAAACAGGCCGCUUAUGAUUUUUGUGCGAGCAUGAAUAAAUCUCUUCCAAAGAAUAGAGUGAGGGUAAUUGAUGCUCCAGAAAACUUCGGAGUUCGGGCCUACUGGCUUGAUGUGAACUUUACCUUCCCUGAAAUAUCUAUCUCGGAUUCUCCUCUGAAAGAUGACGCAGAAAAAAUACUCCAAAGGUUUAAGAUUCACGAAACUCAAGUUUAUCUCCUCAGACUCCCAAAACCGCAAGGUUCUGAUGAUCAAAUUUGCGCGAGAGCUCAGUACACCAAUCGAGAAAAAUACAGACUCUUUUCUCGAAGGCUCAAUAGAACAAUAUUCGAAGAUUAUAAUCUCCUCAAUGACAAAUUUAUGAACGAAACUUAUACUAUUACAUACGAUGAUUCAUCCUCACUUCCGGUAACAAAUCCUUCGUUUUAUCUUGGAACCACUGAAGACUUCUCUGCUUCUGCCUCUGGUAUACCAUGGUGCUCAAUGAAUCCACAAAAACCAAUUGGGCUUGCUGACCAAAAUGAUGGACUCCUCGCACUUUUUACUUACUCAAACGCUCGAGCAAUCUGUUUCUCAGAAGAUGACUAA
This is a messenger RNA of Oikopleura dioica, 834 nucleotides long. NCBI's taxonomy places the organism in Eukaryota, Metazoa, Chordata, Appendicularia, Copelata, Oikopleuridae. The record is from the annotation of a GenBank genome assembly.